AUGCCCACGUGCAGUUCCAUGCGGUGCGGAUUCGAUUGGCGCCGAUGCAAAGGUUGCUCAUGGCAAUCAAUGGGACGACAACUUGGCGCCCCUCAGCACUCCGCAAGGCCCGUCACAAGUCUCCACCGCUUCUGCCACGGGAGGUUGGAGUGUGUCCCAUACGGCAGAGACAAUCGAAAGAUCCUACAAAUUCAUGACGUGCCAGAGGGAUUAGAGCUGUUACUCGGCCCACGGGGCACACAGGGGCCCAAGCGGGGGAUCCGUGGGAAGCGGGGAUUUGUACGGAGGAUUGCAGUCGCACCAUUUGACGGCGUAUUGAAAUGCAUGAUGGAUGCGACGCCGGCUGCGCCAGGUCCCGGCAUGCAGACAGCCGUGAGGGGAACGGUGCGUCCUGGGCGUGCGCCACUCGCGGGGGAGAGAUGCUUAUGGAAUCUUGCCAGUUGUCAGGGCGACUGCGUACACUCAGUCACAUGGAUCCUCCGGACAGUGAAUAACGAUGCUGGAGUGCGGGUCGAGGACAUUCAGGGUGCUGUUGAAAUGCCCAGAAACGGGACCACCCUUUCCCCUAGGAGGUUCCGAGAGCAAACAAAGAGCAUGCCGCAUCCCCGCCCAAUGAAGCACGAUGCCGCAAACGUGGUUGGAUUGGAAAACACAACACGGCGUGCCGAGUGA
Trypanosoma cruzi is the source of this 672-nucleotide messenger RNA. RefSeq lists its product as uncharacterized. The transcript has a single exon. Lineage: Eukaryota; Euglenozoa; Kinetoplastea; Trypanosomatida; Trypanosomatidae. The record is from RefSeq and is a predicted model, not a curated record. The coding region runs from base 1 to 672 and encodes 223 amino acids.